GUGGUGUUCCCUGGGAAUAUUUCCCCGGACAGUGGAGAGCCACACGGCUGUUCGUUACCACCAACACGAAUAGGUUCGUAUACCAUGCUCAUUUCUCCUGCUGGCGUGAAUGAAAGAGCAGUUCGAAAUCCUGGGCAGGUUACACUGGGCGAGCCAAUUUGUGAUCCGACGAAGCUCCACAACAUGUAAGGCUGCUUUUUCUUGGAACCGAUGCUCAUGUAUCCGACUGAUCCACUGGCCUGUAUCUCUGCGAUAUACGAGCCUUCGCUGGGGUCUGAGGCGUUUUUGUUACUCACAACUGACUGUCCAGUUACUAGCUUCUGGUUUGGCAUCAGUGCGCUCCAUGGGCGAUCAAAGGAACUCCAUACCGGGGUCUCAGAUUCAUCGAAGAGCUGCAAGUUCCCGGAAUUCUGAAUGCCGAUAUAGGCAACGCUUUCGUUUGGAGACCAUGCCACGGAACCAUUUGCAUCCAGGAGCUCCAGACGGGAGCUGCUGUGGAAGAGUUGCGAGUGCCAAACAUCAGUGCCAGAGAUUCUGGCCGGCUAGAAGGGUUAUCCUUUGGAAGAGCACUCACCAGGCGAUAACUCCCGGAUCUGCCAUCGCCUUGGAAUUCUGGGAGACUGUUGUUCAUGAAAAUGCGCCAUUUAUCAGGAACUACAGUCUAUCACACGGCUGGGAAGUAACGAACAACAAUCAGCUUCUGGAACUGCAAGGAUCACAGUCCAAUGCCAGUUAUCGGCUGCUCCAAGCAGGUGACAGUCCCCUCCUGAGCCAGAGCGGAAGAUUUGGCUUGGCUUUCUUUCGAUUCCACAACUCGGCCGAGUUCUACUUUGCUUUGGUUCUUGGCUCCAGCAACAACACGAACUCUGGCGUCUGCGUCUGGGCUGCAAACCGGGACAAUCCUGUGACAGAAAAUGCUACCGUUCGUGUGACCGAUCAGGGAGCUCUGGAAGUUGCCGAUUGGGAUGGGAAGGUUGUAUGGAGUUCUCCUGGUGGAGUUUCUGAGAUGGAGCUUCGAGACACUGGGAACUUUGUCCUCUACAACUCCACGGGUGGGAUCUCCUGGCAGAGCUUCGACAAUCCUACAGAUAUCCUUUUAGAAGGACAAGUCAUGGUCACUAAGCAGAGACUUAUCAGCAGCGCCAAUUCAUCAAGUCUUGCUAGCGGGAACAUCAAGAUGGAAGUUGAGCCGAGCGGCCUCAUCUUUUUUCUCAGCCGGGACACAAGACAGCCUUACUUGGUUUGGAACUUAUACAAUGGAAACUUGCCAGCGGACGAGACUUCCAUCAACGCACCAUGCCCGACUUAUCACACAGAGCUCGAGUAUUCCGCUGGCCAGCUGAGACUAUCGUACCAGCCAUCGACGAGCAACCCUUCCCAGCUCUGCAGCGCUCCUCUCACAGCAGUACUCGGGAACAGCAGCGAUGACUGGCAGUAUCUCAAACUCGAAAACGAUGGGAAGCUGGUUCCUUACACCUACAACUCCGGACGAGCUUCGUGGGAACAGGGUCCGCCGUUCAUGAGGAACAGACUUGGAGGUUGCCUCCCGAUGGCAUGCGAAUCGAACAGCGUUUGCUCUGGGAACGCUCAGUGCAGCUGUAUAGUCCAAGACCAGAGUGGCCAUCAGGAGCAAACUUGCCCAAGUCCGAGCAGCAUACCUCUCGUUUGCAACCACGAAGUCGAGGCCGAGAACCACCACUUUCUCAACGUGAGUGGAGCAGGCUACUUCUCCAACAAUUACACCAAGGCCGACAGAGUUUCCACUUUGAGCGAGUGCUGGAGCUUGUGCCUAGCGAAUUGCUCCUGCAGCGCACUCUUCUUCAACAAGCGGUCGAGCACCUGUUUCUUCGUCGACCGGAUGUAUGGAGGCCUCACCAGGGAUCCCAACUUCGAUGGCUUCCUCAAGCUGCAAAACGCAGAGCUUUUCGUGCGGAAGAAGCCCAAGGAUCGCACCGUUUUGCUUGGAGUCAGCAUUGCUGCGAGCGUGGUCCUGCUAUCAGCUCUCGGCUUGGUCGUGCUGAUGAUCUGGAAGCACAGGCUUGACAAAGUUGAGCGUGCUUUGGCUCUGGCACUGCAAGGCUCGGCUCAGAAGUAUACAUACAAGGAGCUGGAGGUGGCGACUGGGAACUUCGCUUCGAGCCUUGGUAAAGGCGGCUUUGGAACCGUCUAUGAAGGGACUCUGGCGGACGGGAGAAAGGUGGCGGUCAAGCGCCUGGAGAACCGGAACCAGAGUGACAGGGGAUUUCUGGCGGAGAUGGCCUCGCUGGGACGGAUAAGCCACCACAACGUUGUCCAGCUCUAUGGCUUUUGCUCCGAGAAGAACCAGCUCAUGCUCGUCUACGAGUACGUGGUGAAUGGAUCCUUGGAUAAGUGGCUGUUCGAAGAUCGAUGCUUGGACUGGCAGAGCCGCCGCGAUAUUGCCUUGGGAGUAGCUCAAGGCCUGGCUUACUUGCACGAGGAAUCGCGGCAGCUGAUUAUCCAUCUCGACAUCAAGCCCGAGAACGUCCUUCUAGACGAUAAGUUUCGUCCCAAGCUCUCCGAUUUCGGCAUGGCGAAGCUGCUCAAGACUCGGGAUGUAAGCCAGACCGUGACUGAUGUUCGAGGUACUCCAGGAUAUCUCGCCCCGGAGUGGCUCUUACAUUCGGUAGCCACGAAGAAAUGCGACGUCUACAGCUAUGGUAUGGUGCUGCUGGAGCUCAUAGGUGGACGAAGGAACUUGUCCAAGCUUGGCGGCCAUGGUGGAGAAGACUGUCGUGAAGCUCCAAUGGACGAGGAGGAACAAGCUUUGUGGUGGUACUUCCCGGCCUGGGUCGUAGCUCGAGUCUCCAAGAGAGAGUUUCUCAAAGUCGUGGAUACAAGGAUCCGAGAUAGUGUGGACGAGGACGAGGUGAAAAGUAUGCUCCAGGUAGCUCUGUGGUGCAUCCAGGAUAAUCCCAGCCAAAGACCCCCGAUGGAUACAGUCGUCCAGAUGCUCGAAGGUCGAAAGGAGAUUUUGGAGCCGCCUCUCUUCUUCCGGUUUGCGUUGAGUUCUGCGGGAGUUCUUCGGUUCUCUUCGACUAACCAUCUUGGCGGUAGCGUCAGUGUGGCCAUGGUAGCACACCAGCCGUCUGGUCCCAGAUAAACCAAUCUAUAGUUGAAGAGUUUGAUCCAUUAUAAAGUAUAUAGAAUAUUUUUUCCUCACGAAA
Selaginella moellendorffii is the source of this 3185-nucleotide messenger RNA. Its product is annotated as G-type lectin S-receptor-like serine/threonine-protein kinase At5g24080. Gene Ontology annotation, biological process: protein phosphorylation. The record is from RefSeq and is a predicted model, not a curated record. The transcript is spliced from 4 exons. The coding region runs from base 110 to 3121 and encodes 1003 amino acids. Gene Ontology annotation, molecular function: protein serine/threonine kinase activity; ATP binding. NCBI's taxonomy places the organism in Eukaryota, Viridiplantae, Streptophyta, Lycopodiopsida, Selaginellales, Selaginellaceae.